GUAAUAAUUCAACAUUUUAACAUUCUUAUUGUAAUUUUUUUUUAAAUAAAAUAGUUGUCUCAUACUCUCAUUGUCUGACAUAGUACCAUACUACCUUACUAUACUUAGAACUUAGGAUUUAAUACUACUUAUUUACAGGCGUAUACAUACGGGUCACAGACGAUAAACACUGAAAUACACCUACAUCCUACGGCAAAAUACCGAGAUACCGAAUGAGUACUGACUACACUCGUGACCACGAUUUAAGAUAGAUAUACUAUCUUAAAUCGUGCUCGUGACCAAUGUGAAGUGUUAGCCAUCAGUCAUCACAGUCCUCCACAGUAUUUUGGCGCUCGGCAGUCAGAUCUAUGAAUUCAGAUUUUAGUACUUCCGAUUUGUUUAUUUCUUAGUCAAUAGUGUGCUUACUGCUGAAUAUUUAGUGAUCUACUAUUAAUUAUUAUUUAUUACUUUCCUUUAAUGUAAAUAGUCUAAAAAUUCGAUUCUUGAAAUAUAUUAAAAUCCAUUAAGAAAUUGUAAAUAUCUAGUUUCUGUUACUAAAUAGAUAGUUUUUGCCGACAAAGUAUUAGAAAUGAAAAAUAAGAUUUCAACUUUUUUAACAGAGCUUCCUGGCUCUGCUAUUCAAAAACAAAAAAAUAAAAAGAAAAGAAAAGAAAUUUAUUCAGAUCCAAAUGAAGAUAAAAUAUUAUUAAAGAAGAGAAAGUAUUUAGCCACUGAUGUUAAACCCCAUGUUGUUACAACUAUUUCACAAGUUCCUGCAAUAAAUAACAAAGUUAUAAAGAAAAAGGAAAAACGAUUGCAACCAGCUUCUACCCAUUCACACUGUAUUGAAGACAUAGUUGGUAAGGAUUUGAAAGAGGAACCCCCUAAUACUGCUGGCACUGUCAUCUCUGAAAUUGAAAAGUUUGCUGUAGUACCAAAUUCAUUGCCCAGUUAUCGUACAUUAUUUUCAUCGUUGAAGUCUAAAUUUAAUUCACCUUUACCACAACUGUUAAAGCAAAGGUCAACUUCAACACCAAUUGCUGGCUCAGAGCGGCAAAAAUUGCAUUUUGAUCUGGAACCUCUUACGCCAAUAAAAGAAUUGAUUCCGUCAUCACUAUCUAAACAAACCAACUUAGAAUGUGGGUUGAUAUCAGAACUACCAUUUCAGCCUAUCACCUUAGUUCCCAAGGAUAAAUAUAAGUCUUUGCUGACUUCUGAAAAAUUGAAAUUGGGCAUUUUGAGCAAAAUUCCAAAGUUUUGUCCAUUUUGUGAUUAUGUGUGUGAAAGAAUGAUUUAUCACCAUAUUGAAACAAAUCAUAAAGAUCAACUCAAACUGCCUAUUCCAACCUCUCUUGACGCAAUCAAUAAAAUAAUAUCAAACUUUACAAAAAACAGAAAGGUAUUGGUGCCACUACAACGUAUAGUUGAUAUAAUGGGCAACUAUUGGUUUAACCCAGAAACAAGAAAGAUUGGUAACAUUUUGUGUAAUCUUGGCCAGAUUACAGCAUAUGGUGGGUCAUGGGAGUUAGAUCAUGUCUCUGAUGUCCCCAAUCCAUUUGAGCAGUACAUCAUUAAAUCUAAUCAACAUUCAGAGUAAAAAGUUUGACAACUGGUUAUUUCCAAUAUUUUUAAGUAAUUAAGUUGAUUUGUUAUUUUUAUUAUUACAACAGAUAGAUAAAUUAUUUUAAUUUAAUUUUAAAUACUAAUUAUACUCAUACAUGUUUAAAAUUGUAUAUUCAGUUUAUUUUGUUACAAAUUUUUUAUUGAACAUUAAAAUUUUAUAAUAAAAAAAUAAUUAUUAUGCAAUGAAGUAAAUAAAGCAGAAGUUUAUGGUUAUAUAUCAAUUAUUUUAAAAGUUCACUAUUUUUUUAGUUUAAUUUUAUUAAUUGCCAAUUGGUAGUAAUGAUGUAGUAUUGAUAAGAAUAUUAUGUACAAAAGAAAUAAUAAAAAAGUCCUCAGUAAACAGUGUACUUAAUGUUCAGUAGUAUUUUAAUUAUAUAUUUAUAUGGCUUAAAAAAAUAUAUAUUUUAUAUCAUUUUUGUA
Aphis gossypii (cotton aphid) is the source of this 2022-nucleotide messenger RNA. RefSeq lists its product as uncharacterized. The record is from RefSeq and is a predicted model, not a curated record. Lineage: Eukaryota; Metazoa; Arthropoda; Insecta; Hemiptera; Aphididae. The coding region runs from base 569 to 1576 and encodes 335 amino acids. The transcript is spliced from 9 exons.